This is a messenger RNA of Myotis daubentonii (Daubenton's bat), 9323 nucleotides long. It is a transcript of the gene SAMD12, whose product is annotated as sterile alpha motif domain containing 12. Gene Ontology annotation, biological process: cell surface receptor protein tyrosine kinase signaling pathway. Lineage: Eukaryota; Metazoa; Chordata; Mammalia; Chiroptera; Vespertilionidae. Gene Ontology annotation, cellular component: cytoplasmic side of plasma membrane. Gene Ontology annotation, molecular function: protein binding. The record is from RefSeq and is a predicted model, not a curated record.
CCGGCAGCCUGUCUGCGUGACCGCGGCAGGUUGGUCCUGGAGCAGAUGAGCGCAGAAUAUUUAGGCGAAAGCUCACGGAGGGGGGUUGCGCGGGGAAGGAGGAGUACCUCGGCCAAGAAAAUUAUGCAUGCGUUAGGGAAGCUGUGAGAGAAUGGCUGUGGAAGCUCUCCACUGCGGUUUGAAUCCACGGGGUAUUGAUCAUCCUGCUCAUACUGAAGGCAUUAAACUGCAAAUUGAAGGUGAAGGUGUUGAGUCUCAACCCAUUAAAAACAAACAUUUCCAGAAGGUGCUUGACCAAAAAGGAACCCCUAAGCGACUGCAGGCAGAAGCUGAGACGGCUAAGUCAUCUACGGUGAAGCUGUCAAAACCAGUGGCUCUGUGGACUCAGCAGGAUGUCUGCAAGUGGUUGAAGAAACAUUGUCCAAAUCAGUAUCAGAUCUACAGCGAGUCAUUCAAACAGCAUGACAUAACUGGGCGAGCUUUGCUGAGACUUACUGACAAAAAGCUUGAGCGAAUGGGGAUUGCCCAGGAAAACCUCCGGCAGCACAUCUUGCAACAGGUGCUCCAGCUGAAGGUGCGGGAAGAAGUCAGAAACCUACAGUUACUCACACAAGCCUCAAUCGAGGGUUCUCCAUAAACGUGGUGAGCCUUCCAAGCUACUCUCCUGCCAGUGGAUAUGAACAUGACCUGCUCCUCCCAGAGAGACUAACUCGUGGCCCUGCCAGACGAUCCCCUUGGAGCAUUGACAGAUUAACCAGAUUAACUGCAGGGGAAAGCACCCAUCCAGGCAAGCUGAUGGGCUUUGGAAAAUCUUAGCUUGCCGUGGAUUUGAAAACGAGGUGCAUUACAUGCAGUGCCCACUCGUUGCAAGCGGUCAUCGGCAGACGAUUAGCUGGAAAAUUGCUUCCAGUUUUCAUCACUGUGCAUCACUCCAGCCCCCUGCGGGGAGCUGUCUGUGCCCCUCCCUGGAAGUCCUGUUUCCGCAUGGCAACUACUGGAUUCUCUUACUAUGUGUGCAGAUGGCAUGAUGUGUUAGACAACAAUUACAGCAGUUUUGCAAUCUCGGUGGAGGUGUUUACCAUAGCGUGCCCUGGUAGGAAUGUCCACAUGUCUCCAUUAUGUUAGUUAUGACAUCUGAAAGUAUUCUGUCCAACUCUUAAGCACUUUAUAGGAGACACGAAUCAGCACGUUCAGUACCUGUGAGAAAACAAGUAUUUUCUUUUUUGUUUUUUUCUUUGUAAAUCUUGUCUUAUUUCUGGCGCAGACUGUCCGAGACAAAGUCCACUCCUAGCAUAUCCCCAGUUGUUUAUGGUAGAUCGGUGUAAAUAUGGCCACAAUACUGUUAGACUUAACCUCUUGACACUUUCCUGAACAACUGGAUCCCAAAGGAAAGUAGAAGUGGGCUGAUUGUAAUACCUUAGCUCCUGGCUCCUUGCACUGAGGCACAACGUAACCACUUGCACAUACAACCACUCAAACACAGGAGGCUUCUCCUUGGCCAGCGUGCAUGCUCUCGAAGUCUAUAGAAGAGUUCUUUCAAAUCAAAAACAGGGAAAUGGCCUUCUUUUAAUCGAAGACCAUGCUGGGUUGAUGUUAAGGGCAGCAGAAUGCAGUUUGCCAGUGGUCUGACUUUAAAACCGUGGAAGACUUCCUAGGUCAAGUUCAAAUCAUAGCUCUCUGGGGAGAAAAACCAGCAAGUGACUCCUGGGUGCCUAGAGAAGGAAAAAGAUCCAAUUGCACAUGAGGUUUUCUCCUCAAUAAAGAACCUGCUAGUCCCUGCUAAUUCUUUCUAGGAUUAUACCCACAACUAGUUUUUUGUUUGUUUGUUUGUUUGUUUGUUUGUUUUACUGUCUUAUAACAAAGCACAGACCUGGGGAAAAGGUCAAUCCAGUUAUUGCUUAUCGUUAAGCAUUAGAAAAUUGCCCAAUGAACUGACCCUAUAGAAUGUUUUAGCAUUUUUUCCCCUGAAAAUAUAAAUUUGGCUGAAUCAAAAACUCAGCAAAGCAUGUUCUGUGUGCCCAUGGUCUCAGCCUGGCACUGACAGGCAUGGAAUAAUUUGCUAUAAAUACAUGGAACAACUCUGGGACCCUUCCAGCACAAGCGAGCUGUGCCUUUUAGAGGGUCACCAGACACCCUCUCCCGCAUUUUGCUUCCCCUGGGGUCUCAGGAAACCAUAGCCCACUGAAAAAAGGGCUUACACUGAGAUUUGGAAACCUGACAGGGAAGAGCAGAGAGGUUCAAAGGUGAUGGGGGUGAAUCACCCAAUAGGGUGACUCACCCGUCAGGUUGUGGUGCCAAAGAAGGGGGCUUCCAAGAGGGAACUCAGAGGAGUUCCAAUACCCCCAAGAGCUGACCCUCCAACAUGUUAGCAAUAGGACCAUCAGGCCCCCCAGCAGACCACAGUUCUUUACAAACCCUGCUGCCAACUCCUCUGGACAUAGCAUGCCAAUCUCCACUCACCUCCUCGGUUUCAAUUCCAAGAGCAGGGUUUCCUCCUAUCAUUCCUCCCUUUAUUCAGCAAGUAUUUGCUGAGCACCUACUAUGUGCCAAACAUUGUGCUGGGGCAGCAACAGUGUACAAGGCAGAGUCUCUCCACCUUUUGAAAGAGCUCCUUCUCCCGAACACUGUCCCCACCCCGUCUUUUUCAUAAUGACAACAGCACUGGGACAGCAUUCACCCCCUGCCAGAGUACGCUGGGGAAAUGCCUGGAAAAGGGGGCAGAGGAGGAAGGGGUGGUGCACGGCAUUGAGCCACAUAUUGGCACCCUUCAUGCAUAGCCGACUCUCCCAGGGCCCAGAUGUAGCUGGGAAGAGCUUCCCAGAGCAGCUCUCCAUUGCUUUCUUUGAUGUCUAUCCUGGUCACCUAUAUUGCCAUCCUUUACAGAGACACAAAAACCUCCUUUGCUGUAUUCUCUGAAACUCCAAUUCCAUAAUUAGUCCUGGGGACACAGAAUUGGACCUGAUGCAUCCAAGAGAACUACUGCCAGAUGCUGAGAGAGCGUAGCUGGGAAUUGAUUGGUUUAACCAGGACUUUCUGAGACCACCGCUAACACCCGUGGAAAGCCAGACAUGCUUGAUGGUGCAGAUGUUCAUAAAAUGACGAUGGUUCAUCUUCAUCCUUACUUACUCUGGCUUUUGUGAAAUACGUUCUGAGCAAUUAAGUAAGUUGAGUUUCCUAGCUUUUUUCUUUUAGUUAAAGGAGUGCUGGAACAUGGUGGUGGGUGAAGUUGGAGCUGGGAAAGACGAAGAAGACAAUGAAAGAGCCCAGUUGAAGAUGGAGACGGCUUCUCUAAAAAUGCCUUAAUUCCUGGCAAGUACCACAUAUUUGCAGAUGAACUACAACUGCUUACCAAACUGUCCACCUCUGUUUGAAAUCACUUCGGGGGAUGCUUUUGAAAACAUGGGAGCAUCAAAUCUGAGUUGUCACGAGCUGAGCCACAAAAUGGAGCAAUGAUGCCAUUCCUGGGGCCCAAGAUUCUUCGUUACGUGUUGAUGCAGUUUCCCACAGUUCCUUUCUGCUGUGCUGUACCUUCGUUCUAAGAUGCAUAUGGGGAAUCCGACCUCCAGAAGGUCAGAAAUGGCUGGGGUGAGUUUUGUUUAGUAGGAAGCAGGAGACAGGGAGGUGUGGGAUAAAUACGUUGCUGUCCCAAAGCUCCAAGAAUUGUAAACUGUUGACUUCUAACUUUUCCUUAAACCUGUGCUACACCUUUUAUGAAAAGGCUGACACCCACAGUGUAAAGAAAAGCACUCUUAGGAAAGAACAGAAAUAAAUAAUUACCAGACUCCCUUGGGUGCCAUGGAGAUUAGCUUUUUCCAAUUGAAUUUAAAUAUGCAGAACAUCCAGGUUCUGCUAGGGUGAAAAGCAAUCACUUCGGUAGUUUAUGACAGACCUAGUGGGGUAGAGACCCCAAGAGCUUUCUUUGUGGGUAACGAUGCAUCUUCUCAUCUUCAAAUCCUGCUCAGGCUCUGGGAGGUGUGUUACCACACACCUGAUGCUACCUCCAAAAUAUGGGUAAACAGCACACAAGUCUCUGCAGAAACACUUCGAAGUUGCUCACACAAAGACUCAGAGACCUUAGUUCUGAGGGAAUUCUGCUAUUUUUAAUGUUCAAGAGGAAAAGGAAUAAAUUCGUGAGGAUAUAAACUCAGGAUAAACUCAGAUAGAUUUACCCCCUCAUUACUUGCCAAUGUGCUUUGCCUGCAAACAUCACCCAAUUGAUUUUGGGUAGGAACACUAGAAGUCUCAAGGAAGAAAGAUUUUUGAGACCCCCCAGCACUUUAGUUUCACCAAAACCUCCUCUUCCCAGAGCAUUAGUAGCUCCAUUCUUUGUGGUGUUUUUCUCUACAUUCUUUAGGGCAAUUUUGUUACUUGACAACUAGACUUAAAGCUUCCAUAGUCUCUUUUUGAACAGCUAAUCUUUGAAAAUGACAUAUAUUCCUUGAUGCACUAAAGGCUGUUUUUAUCCACCUUUUUCACAGUUCCCUCCACCCCACUUUUUUGCUUUGUUUUGUGAUUUUGUUUUAAUUUCUACUUUUGACAGUGUUCUGUGGGUAGAUUUCAAGUAUUCUAUAAAGAACUCAAACAGAAAAACAUCAUCAUCCCUCCACCCCCACUCCCUGGCCCAGUACUGACUAGUAAUUCCUUCUUAAGCUUGAUCAUGGUGAAAUCUUGCUGCCCAAACCCCAGUGGGACAUAUCUUUGGGGGAUGGCUGGUCAUUGCUACUAAUUAAAAAGAGGCCUCCCUGGCCAGUGUUGCUCGGUUGUUUGGGCAUCAUUCCAUACACCAAGAGGUUUCCAGUUGGAUUCCCUGUCAGGGCACAUGCCCCGAUUUCGGACACAAUCCCUGGUAGAAGAUGUACAGAAAACAGCUGAUCAAUGUUUCACUCCCACAUUGAUGUUUCUCUCUGUCUCCCUUUCCCUUCCUCUCUCACUUAAAAAAAAAUCAAUAAAGAAAAAAAGAGGCCAUGAGAUCGUGGAAGAGGACAGACCAGAAGCUGCUUUGGCUUAGGGGACAGGUGUGUGUGUGGUGGGGGCGGGGCGGGGGGGCUCUAUUUCAAAGACAAGCACUGCCCCUUAGUCUCCUUAGAUCUGCAUCUAACCCUGUAGCCAGAAAACUAUCUUAGGAAUUCUGCUUUAUCAAUGUGCAUGAUUUCUGGCACCACUGCUUAACUUCAAGAUCAAAGAGAAUCACAUUUCCAUUAUGUUGCUCUGGUGACUUACUCUAGUGGGGAGACAGGGAGCAUGCUUUAGAAAGCUGACCGCCUGUGGGAAGCCUAAGGAAACUCUGGCCAAGUGCACAGGGAGGUUCUGCCACAGAAAGAGCAAACUAGAUACUUCCUUGCAGAUUCUCACUUGGGAAGGUGGCGAGAGGGAUGGUCUCCUUGGUGGUUUUCUUUGGGCCAUCAGCUUGGCUCCGCAGGGAAAGAGCUGGGCUGAGGGCAAGCACUGCUUCUGAGGUCUGAAAUUUUUAGGGUGAAAUUCACCUGUAACAAUUGGAAAGGGGAAGUGCCAUUGAGUAUUGUUCCAGUUUUAUACCCCCUGCCCAACAGCACAAAGACUGGGAAAUGACUUGCUUUGGUCAAUCUGGAGUUUCAUUCGCCAUGUAGGGUUAUUUUAAAAUCUUGACGCACUCCAAGCAUUCUUACUUCAGGGCUUCCUUUCCCCAAUUCCAUCAAGCACCAGAAGUGACCAGCAACAUACACCUAAUAAUGAAAUUUCAAAGGAACCAUAUGAUUUGCAUUGAAUUGCAGUUGACUGGUUGACAUAAUAUUAAGUGUUUGGGGUAGUUAGACAUUAUUUCUGAUUACACAACCUUCUUUUUACUGGAGCCAGUGGUUCAGGCAUUUCAUUUGUUUAAUUACUUGUUUUGUUGUUGUAUUCCAAACUUUAAACAUGUACAGAAGCCUUAGAAGGGCUCUUUAAUGCGGGCCUUUUUGCCUAAAGUGCAGAGUGAGAGAAAUAGGAGUGAUGAAGAGAUGGUUAAACUAAUGCAAAGUUGGAGAUCUAUACCUAAAACAUUUAAGACAUUGGAAAUUCUGCUUGUCACCUCCUGCAUUGUUUCUAGCCUUCUAAUUUAAAUCUUUUGGAUCCAAGGAAAUAAAAGGGCUGCUUUCCUGUGGCUUUGCCACAUUAGCACACACACAGAGCUACCACAUGUGGAACUCUAAGCUGGAUUGUUCAUGAGCACACGGAUCUGUUUUGUGUCCUGUAUUUAAUUACCACCACCACCACCACCCAAAUUCUAUAAAAAUGUAUUCAGAUGCUUUACCCUUUAAAAAAUUGCAAAGUGAGCCCAGCCUGUGUGGCUCAGUGGUUGAGUGUUGAUCCAUUGAACCAAGAGGUCACUGGCUCGAUUCCCAGUCAGGGCACAUACCUGGGUUGUGGGCUCAAUCCCUAGUAGGGGGCGUGCAGGAGGCAGCCAAUCAGUGUUUCUAUCUAUCCUUCUCCCUUACUCUAGCUCUAAAAAUCAAUUAAAAAAUAUUUAAAAAUUGCAAAAUGAGAGAUUCUUAUGAGAUAAUUACUUCUCUCGGGGUAGGGGAACUGAUUUUGUGAUAUAAUCUUAAAGGAAAGAAAGCUUGCUAUUAAAUGCCUUGAGUAUCUUCUGGUCGCUCCUGUCCCAUUCCACAUACUGAUGAUGAUCUUCCAUCUCCCCAGAGGUUAGCCUGACCUCUCUCUAAAUAGCACAAAUGCCAUGAAGACACCUUCUGAAGCUCUAAGUCAGCGGUUCUCAACCUGUGGGUCGUGACCCUUUUGGGGGUCGAACAACCCUUUCACAGGGGUCACCUAAGACCAUCGGAAAACACAUAUAUAAUUACAUAUUGUUUUUGUGAUUAAUCACUAUGCUUUAAUUAUGUUCAAUUUGUAACAAUGAAAAUACAUCCUGCAUAUCAGAUAUUUACAUUAUGAUUCAUAACAGCACCAAAAUUACAGUUAUGAAGUAGCAACGAAAAUAAUUUUAUGGUUGGGGGUCACCACAACAUGAGGAACUCUAUUAAAGGGUCACGGCAUUAGGAAGGUUGAGAACCACUGCUCUAAGUAAACUCUCCAAGCAUCAGUCCAAUAAUAUGAUUUGGAUUGAGUAUGGUCAUGGUCCUUGAUUGUAUGAUCCCUAAAUCAAUUCUCAUUCUUUAUAUGUAUUUCCAGGACUUUUUAAACCACAAUCAACUGCAUUUGUGUUUGCACUGGGAGCUGCAUGCUCACUCUGUGGCUGCUUUGGACAAUUCCCAUGCCUGGUUCCCACACAGGGCAUUCAAGAGAAGACCAAGAAUAGGUUUCCCCUCACACCAGCUGCAGAGGUUUUGAAGGCAAUACCAGGUUCACAUCAAAAGACUCCUCUUUAUAGAUGUGGAGGAAGGGAUAUUCAUGUUUGAACACUGGCACUUUUUGUCUUUUUUCAUUGUAAUUCACCUCCCACCCACAAUCAUCAGAAAGAGAAGCUGUAGCCCCUUCAGUGAGUGUUGGCCCCAACUGGGGGUAGUUGGGGUUCCACUUGUUCAACAUUAUACUUAGGCAACUUGAAUGAUCUCUCUGCCACUACCAUUCCUCCACCAAUAGAAAAAUGCUAUCCUUAUGUGGCCAUGUUUGAGGAGACCAUGGUUGAGCCAGUGCAAGGAGCUCACAUGGCAGAGCCGAAUAAUGCCAUGCUCAUGAUUUGGCCCUGUUAAGUCUCGGUCGUGGUGGGCACAGAAGCAACUCAUCUGCUGAAAAGCCAAGCCAGCAUAAGUGUUUUGAAACUAAUUCCACCAAAACUCUUGUGUCACUGAAUCAUACUACUGUAGCUCCAGUUAAUCUAUUUAAUAUUUUAGGCACUAAAUGAAAUAGCUGCACACAAAAUUUUAGAAAAGAUCAAUAUCGUUACAAAAUUACAUAUUCGCCAUCAAAAGUACCUGAGAAAAGGAAAUGUUGAUCUGUUGUGGUUUAUAUACUUGAGUUAUUCUUGGGACUUUGUGGACACUGCACUGCUCUGAUAAAGAGGAGGAAUACAUGAAUUCAAUAGAAAUUGCCCAUCGCCUUGGAUUUCUGCCCUUCUGGUUGGGUGCCAGCUGCCCUUCCUUAGCAGACAGGGUUGUUUGCAGGCUAAGAUGAGCUAAGAGAAGCUGUCCCAUACCACCAGUAUCUCUGUAAUUCUCAUGGUGACCAGGCUACAGGCUUUAGUCAGUGAGCCUUUCCCUUUACUUUCUGCCUUCUCCUCAUAGCUAUUAUUACUAAGCUCCAUUUGGGGAUUUAAAAAAAAUAAAAGAAAGAAUGAUAACAAAGUAACAAUCACAGUUUUGCCCACACAUGCUUCUUCCAAUAUUUGGGGGCUGGUCUACAGAGCCUACGGCCAAGGCAUUCAUUUAGCUCCACUUCUCCACUUCCCAAAGGGUUAGAGCAAUAUUACUUAGCCAAGGGAGAGAGCCUUGGACUUGGCUUAGUGCCAGCAGAUGGCUGAUCUCAGGGUUUGAGAAGACCAAGGCAAGGGUGACAUUGACAAAUUGAUGGUCACAGGAAGCACAGAGCCAUAUCAAACUUCUUGAGGAGCUAUAGUGUGCUAGCAACUGUUCUAGGAAAGAAAGAAGAAGAAAAACAAUGUGAAAUGAAGAUAAGACCAGUGCUCUCAAUAGUGUAUGGGGUGGGGGGGAGAGAAAUCAAAUUAAAAAAAAACUGGUUCACUCUUUUACAAACACUGACAAACAUGAUUAUACAAGCACAUUUCAUAACACAAAGCCUACAUAAAUGGUAGACAUUUCUCUAGCUUCCUUAAGUGGGUAGUUAAGCCAGCAGUCUGAAUUCUCUUAGUCCCCUAAGAGUGGUUAAUUGAAUAAGUAUUUUCUUUAUUCAUCACCCACAACUGUGAUUUUUUCCUCUAUGCACCCUGAGAAAACCCCAGGCUGGACUUAGGUGAACACAAACACGUUAGGUGGUGAAAUAAGAGUGCCUUUUCUGCUGGAUGUUCAUUUUUGUUCCCUGGAUUUCCAGGACAUACAAUGUUUAGAAAUGUUUUCUCUAAACAGAAUUAUUGUGCACCACAAUUUUGAACCACCAAUUUCCAUAUCUUACUAGUAAGCAGCUAUCAAACUUGCCAAUUCCCUUUGGGUCUCCUUUAUAUUUUCUUAUAAUGUUCCCUUUAGUUUUGGGCUAUCCUCAAAAACAAUUGGGGGGGACAUGAUUCUUUUUAAAUUGGUAGAAAUGAAGCUGUACAGAUGUUUGCCCCCCUGUAUCUGUAAGCAUGAUCUCUAUCAGGCCUGAAAAUCUGCUUUAUCAUUUUGUACAUUUGACUAUUUUGUAUCCGCAUUACUUGAUUCCUUAUGUGCAUGGUGAUGUAUUAAAAUGUGGGAUUUCUA